GGAAAUCGAACCGCGAUCUGUUGCGAUCCCCUGGGAAUGUAGUUUUCGUCCUCUUUGCGGUAUCCGAAAGGGGGCCCGCCGCCUGCAGUUGCCAGCUCCGGAGGAUGGAACCGUCUUCAAGUUGGUCCUGACGAGCCGAUGAAAGAUCCAGGCUCGCUGAAAUAUUCAAGCCGGGAAAACUUGCUUUGCCUUUCCGCCUGGGUCGAAGGCAUCGGAUGUGACAGGGCAGAGAAACAUGCCUUUCACGUUUGCUCCCGGUUGCUUUGGUGCAAUCGAUCCUUCCACGAGAUCCAUCGAUUGAGGCGGAGAUGGUGAUCCAGUCAUGCCCACAGGGCUGCGUGCAAAGUGAGCCCAAAGCAGUUCGGAUUCGCAUCGUGGGGGAGUCGGUGUCUCCCCAAACUUCAGCAGGGAAGCAACAGGAAUAGAAGUUCCCUAAAGGAGCCAAGGAAGCUCGGCCUCUGGGUUGCAGAGCCGGGGGCCGGGAUCCCACCGGGCAUUGGGACCUGAAGGCCAUCGCGGACAAAGCGACCACUGCAAGAGGGGUCAGUGGAGAGAUCUUGACCCCGAGGAAUAGUUGGGGAGAACAAAAGAUGAAGUUCAGCCUCUCUGUCUUCUGCCCAGGAUGGUGGACAUUGCUGUUGCUUCAGCUCCACUGGCUUCAGGCACUGGCCCAAGAUGAUGUGGCACCAUAUUUCAAGACAGAACCUGGCCUGCCCCAAAUUCACCUGGAAGGAAAUCGUCUUGUCCUUACCUGUCUCGCAGAAGGGAGCUGGCCACUGGAAUUCAAGUGGUUGCACAAUGACAGUGAAAUCACCAGCUACUCGAGCGAAUAUAAGUACAUCAUCCCUUCGCUUCAGAGAUUUGAUAAUGGCUUCUAUCAGUGUGUGGUGCGAAACAGGAUGGGGGCACUCUUGCAAAGAAAAUCAGAAGUUCAAGUGGCAUAUAUGGGGGAUUUCAUGGCUGCAGAUCAGAGAAAAACUGUUUCUCCAGGGAUGGCAGCUGUUCUAAACUUGCUGCAAAUUAUCAGCUAUCCCAAGCCACAGGUGACUUGGUUUAGAGAUGGACACAAGAUUAUUCCAAGCCACAGAGUAGCCAUCACUCUAGAGAAUCAGCUGGUGAUCCUGGCCACGACCACAAGCGAUGCGGGAGGUUACUAUGUCCAAGCCGUAAAUGAAAAAAACGGAGAAAACAAAACCAGCCCUUUCAUUUAUCUGAGCGUAGCAAAUGAGAAUAACGCAUCUAGACCUGUGGCUCCUGUCAUUGUAAUCCCUCCAUGCAAUACCAGUGUGGUAGCGGGAUCCAGUGAAAUCACAUUGGAAUGCAUAGCCAAUGCAAGACCUGUCGAGGAACUCAGCGUGACCUGGAAGAGAAAUGGGGUGAAAAUAACCAAUGGAAUUCACAGCUUUGGGAGACGGCUUACUAUCAGCAACCCGACUUCCUCCGAUAUUGGAAUGUAUAUCUGUGAGGCAAAAUUGAAAGAUAGUGCUUUUGAGACUGCAAGAGCAAAAGCCUAUCUUUCCAUCAUAGAACCACCUUAUUUUACUGCUGAGCCGAUGAGCCGCAUUCUAACUGAAGUGGAUAAGACAGUGGACCUCUUGUGCCAAGCAAUGGGGGUCCCUGUCCCUAAUCUUGAGUGGUACAAAGACUCUGUUCCUAUCAGCAAACUACAAAAUCCUCGGUACAAAUUGCUAAUGAGUGGCAGUCUACAAAUCCAGAAGCUGCAUCCUGAUGACUCUGGCAUCUUUCAGUGCUUUGCUCGUAACGAAGCUGGAGAAAUUCAGACACAUACCUAUCUGGAAGCAACCAAUAUCGCACCAACAUUUUCUCAGCGCCCAGCAGAUACCACAGUCACAGAUGGCAUGACAGCAGUUCUGACAUGUGAAGUUUCAGGGGCUCCAAAACCUGCCAUAACAUGGAAAAGAGGAGAUCAGAUUUUAGCCAGUGGCUCUGUCCAGAUUCCUAGAUUCAUCCUUCUCGAGUCUGGUGGCCUACAGAUUGCUCCUGUCUUCCUCCAUGAUGCUGGCAACUACACCUGUUAUGCCAUAAAUGCUGAAGGAUCUCUCAAUGCGAAUGCUGUGCUAACCGUGUGGAAUCGCACUUCCAUUGUUCACCCUCCUGAGGAUAUUGUUGUUAUUAAGGGAACCACAGCCACUUUACUCUGUGGGGCAACUCAUGACCCUAGAAUUUCCAUCAGAUACUUUUGGAAGAAGGACGGCAUCAUAAUCAAAUCAGCUGCCAGUUCGAGGCUCAUGAUAAGCAAAGAUGGUUCCCUUCUCAUUAGCCAGACAUGGUCUGGUGACAUUGGAGAUUAUACCUGUGAAAUUGUUUCUGUAGGAGGAAAUGAUUCCAAAAUGGCCCGACUGGAAGUAAUUGAACUGCCUCAUUCACCUCAAAACCUUAUGGCCAGCCUGAAUUCUUCUCAUAGUCGCACUGUGAUUCUCUCCUGGGUGCGACCCUUCGAUGGAAACAGUCCUCUUCUUUAUUACAUCGUGGAACUGUCUGAGAACAACUCUCCGUGGAAGGUGCACUUGUCUAAUAUUGAUCCCAAGACGAUGAGUGUGACCAUCAGUGAUCUGACUCCAGCCCGCACUUACCAGUUUAGAGUGUGUGCUGUUAACCAGGUGGGAAAGGGUCAGUACAGCAUGGAAACAAGCAGAUUGAUGUUGCCCGAGGAGCCCCCCAGUGCUCCUCCAAAAAAUAUAGUGGCCAGUGGACGCACGAAUCAGUCCAUCAUGGUCCAGUGGCAACCGCCCCCUGAAACUGAACACAACGGGAUUCUCCAUGGAUACAACCUCAGGUAUCGCCUGGCAGGCUUACCCGGGGAGUACCAGCACAGGAAUAUCACCAGCCCAGAAAUUAACUACUGCCUGGUGAAAGACUUGAUCAUCUGGACCCAGUAUGAAAUCCAAGUGGCAGCUUAUAAUGGGGCUGGGUUGGGAGUAUUCAGCAGAGCAGUGACCGAGUACACUUUACAAGGAGUCCCUACGGCUCCACCCCAGAAUGUGCAAACUGAAGCGCUGAACUCCACCACUAUACGGUUUCUCUGGAACCCCCCUCCACAGCAGUUCAUCAAUGGCAUCAACCAGGGAUACAAGCUCAUGGCCUGGCCAGUCAGUGUUCCUGAAGCUAUCAUUGUGGUCACCAUUGCUCCAGACUUUCAUGGAGUUCACAACGGGUAUAUUACUAACCUGAAGAAAUUCACCGCUUACUUGACCUCAGUUGUGUGUUUCACGACACCAGGGGAUGGCCCUCAGAGCCCGCCUCAGCUCAUAUGGACUCAUGAAGACAAGCCUGGAGCUGUGGGACACCUGAGUUUCACUGAGAUUCUGGACACAUCUCUCAAGGUCAGCUGGCAGGAGCCUGUGGAGAAAAAUGGCAUCAUUACAGGUUAUCAGAUUUCCUGGGAAGUAUACAGUAGAAAUGAUUCACGUCUUACACACUCCUUAAAUAGCACAACACAUGAAUAUAAAAUUAAAGGACUGUCAUCUCUCACCACCUACACCAUUGAUGUGGCAGCUGUUACCAUCAAGGGCAUUGGUCUGGUAACCUCAUCCACCAUUUCAUCUGGAGUUCCUCCAGAACUUCCUGGCGCCCCAUCAAAUCUGGUGAUUUCCAAUAUCAGCCCUCGCUCGGCCACCCUUCAGUUCCGGCCCGGUUAUGAUGGGAAAACCUCUACGUCCAAGUGGAUAGUUGAAGGCCAGGUUGGUGCAAUAGGAGAUGAUGAAGAGUGGGUUGGCCUCUAUGAGAAGGAGAAUGAGCCCGAUGCCCAGAUGCUGGAGAUUCCAAACCUCACUCCCUAUACGCAUUACAGGUUUCGGAUGAGACAAGUGAAUGUCGUUGGCCCAAGUCCCUUCAGCCAGUCAUCUCGUGUUAUCCAGACGCUGCAGGCCCCACCAGACAUCGCGCCAGGGAGUAUAACCGUACGAACUGCCAGCGAGACCAGCCUGUGGCUCCGCUGGGUGCCACUUCCUGAUUCUCAGUAUAAUGGCAACCCUGAGUCAGUAGGCUACAGAGUUAAGUACUGGCGAACAGACCUCCAUUCUUCAGUGCUGGUGCAAGUGAUCAACAACAGGCUGGAGAGGGAAUGUACCAUUGAAGAGCUAGAGGAAUGGACAGAAUAUGAGCUGCAGAUCCAGGCAUUCAACGCCAUCGGGGCAGGCCCAUGGAGUGAGGCAUUGAGAGGCCGCACUCGGGAAUCUGUUCCUUCUGCCGCUCCUGAAAAUGUGUCUGUUGAGGCUGUCAGCUCCACUCAGAUACUAUUGACAUGGGCCGCUGUUCCUGAACAAGACCAGAAUGGACUCAUCCUCGGUUACAAGAUUCUGUACAAGGCAAAAGAUUUGGACUCUGAACCUCAGACUUAUGUGGUGAGGGGGAACCAUACGCAGUCAGUUCUCUUGGCGGGGUUGCGGAAAUACGUGCUGUACGAGAUCCAGGUUCUGGCAUUCACCCGAAUUGGAAAUGGGGUCCCAAGUGCUCCUCCCAUAACCGAGAGGACAAAGGAUGAUGCCCCCGGUCCACCUGUGAGACUGGUGUUUCCUGAAGUUAAACUUACAUCAGUGCGGAUUGUUUGGCAGCCACCAGAGGAACCCAAUGGAAUCAUUCUGGGGUACCAGAUUGCUUACCGGCUUGCAGCCAGCAGCCCUAACACGUUCACCACCGUGGAAGUUGGAUCCACCAUCAGGCAGUUCAUGGCAACCGAUCUCACUCCUGAAUCAGCAUACAUCUUCAGGACAUCUGCCAAGACAAGACAGGGGUGGGGGGAGCCUCUGGAAGCCACAGUGAUCACUACUGAAAAGAGAGAGCGCCCAGCCCCCCCCAGCGAAUUGCUGAUUCCUCAGUCGAAAGUGUCCUCUCGGAGUCUACAGCUUCAGUGGAUUCCUGGCAGUGAUGGGUCCUCACCAAUACGGUAUUUCACCGUGCAGGUGCGAGAGCUGCCAGACGGAGAAUGGCAAACCUAUUCUUCUUCCAUCAGCCACGAAGCUACCGUCUGUGUCAUUGAAAGAUUGAACCCAUUCACCUCCUAUAAACUACGACUGAAAGCCACCAAUGACAUUGGAGACAGUGAUUUCAGUGUGGAGACAGAGGCAGUAACUACGUUACAGGAUGUUCCUGGAGAGCCACCAAGUUCGAUAUCAGUAACUCCCCAUACCACUUCCUCUGUCCUGAUCCAGUGGAAGCCACCAAGAGAUAAGAGUCUGAAUGGCCUUCUUGUGGGAUAUCGGAUUUAUUAUCGGGAGCUGGAUUAUGAAACUGGAUCUGGACCUGAGUCCAAGACUGUUACAAAUCCUUCUGCUCUAAGAGCAGAGAUCUCACCCCAAAGCAGCUUCAAGACGGUGAACAGCAGUUCUGCAUUAACAACAUAUGAAUUAACACAUCUGAAGAAGUACAAGAAGUAUGAGGUGAUAAUGACCGCUUAUAACAUCAUUGGGGAGAGCCCAGCAAGUGCGCCAGUUGAAGUCUUUGUAGGAGAAGCAGCUCCAGCAAUGGCCCCACUGAACGUCCAAGUGAACACUCUUACAGCAAGCCAGCUAGAGAUAACCUGGGACCCACCUCCCUUGGAGAGUCAGAAUGGGAACAUACAAGGCUAUAAGAUUUAUUACCAGGAAGAGGACAACUCUAACACGACAGAAAAAAUAAAGGUUCUUUUCCUCCCAGAGACAACAAUCAAACUGAAAAACCUGACCAGCCAUACCAAAUACUUGGUUAGCAUAUCGGCCUUCAAUGCAGCAGGGGAUGGACCGAAAAGCAGCCCCAGGCUGGGGACGACAUAUCAGGCCGCCCCUAACGCUCCCAGUUUCCUGGCAUUCUCAGAAAUUACUUCCACGACCCUUAAUGUUUCCUGGGGAGAACCGACAGCAGCAAAUGGAAUCCUGCAGGGUUAUCGAGUGGUUUAUGAACCCCUAGCACCUGUCCAAGGAGUGAGCAAGGUAGUAACUGUGAACAUUAAAGGAAAUUGGCAGCGCUGGUUGAAGGUGCGGGAUCUUACGAAAGGAGUGACCUACUUCUUCAGAGUGCAGGCCAGAACCAUUUCCUAUGGGCCUGAACUACAAGCCAACGUCACAGCCGGCCCAGCUGAGGGAUCUCCUGGUUCUCCUCAAGAUAUUUUCGUUUCAAAAUCAGCCUCUGAUCUGAUUUUGCAGUGGACAGAGGGAAAUUCUGGAGACACACCCACGACUGGCUUUAUUAUAGAGGCAAAGCCUUCAGAUGAAGGAUUAUGGGACAUGUUUGUGAAAGAUAUUCCUCGGAGUGCUACCUCCUACACAGUUGCUCUGGAUAAACUUAAACAAGGAGUGAGUUAUGAAUUCCGAGUUGUGGCAGUCAACGAGUUUGGCUAUGGAGAGCCUAGCAGCCCCUCUGCAGCAGUAUCAGCCCAACUGGAAACUCCAUUCUAUGAGGAGUGGUGGUUCCUGCUGGUAAUGGCUCUCUCAAGUUUAAUUCUCAUUCUUUUGGUGGUGUUUGCCCUGGUCCUGCAUGGACAGAAUAAGAAACACAAGAACUGCAACACAGGUAAAAACAUCUCCACCAUGGAGGAGACUGUUACGCUAGAUAACGGAGGAUUCACUGCCUUAGAGUUAAACAGCCGGCAUCUCACUGGAAAGAGCACAUUUUCCAAGAAAAACGGAACAAGGUCUCCACCUCGCCCAAGCCCUGGUGGCCUGCACUACUCCGAUGAGGAUAUCUGUAAUAAGUACAAUGGGGCUGUGCUCACCGAGAGCGCGAAUCUGCACGAAAAAUCCAUCAACGCGUCGGAAUCUGAGGCCACAGAUUCUGAUUAUGAAGAUGAGCUGCCGAAGCAUUCCUUUGUUAACCAUUAUAUGAGUGACCCCACAUACUACAAUUCUUGGAAGCGUCAGCAGAAGGGGGUGAAGCCCCCUGCCACCUAUAGGUACCAGGAGUGUGUAGGCGGCGAGGCAGAACCGUACUUCCAGACUGUCAUCACGACUCAGAGCGCCGGAGGAGUCUAUACCCCAUCGGGACAGCAGGCGCCAGGCUCACGGACUCCAGUCACGGGUUUCUCCUCUUUCGUCUGACACCCCUGAAAGCUACAGCACAGUGGGAGCUCCUGACGGGACCGGGACGGAGGCCCCCUCUUCCCCCUCCCCCUCAUAGAGACGGUGGUGGGAUCUGGGCAGUGAACUGUGGGUAGAUUUCUCCUCCAUCAGGGUAGAAUGGAUGUGAACAUUCAAGUGUCCAUUUUUUUUUUUUGGAAGACAAUCAACUCAACUGACAGAACUGAAGUUGUGUGGAAAGAAAUGUUGGAGAAGUGACCAUUUUAACCACUUGUGGAUAGUUGGGAUUUCCAUUUGAAGGGAUUUUCUUAUUGGCGGUUUUGUAAAGUCCAUUUCAGGAAACAGCUGCCUUUUCAUUUUUUAUGAGAUGAAUUCCACCUGGGCAGCAAAAGACUGGCUCCUCUGGGACUCCCAACCUGUCCUGUCCUUUCUUUCUCCAUUUUAGAAGUCCACUAGGAAGGUUAAAGGGUGGGGAGAGUAUGAAAAUGUGCUUCACCAAAUAUUAGGCCUCUCUCCCGACCUACGAGUUUCUCUUUUCUACCUCCCUCAUUAGGAACUCCAGCUGAUGAAAUUGUCUCCACGGUGAGACAUCUUGUUGGCUUGUGACGCUGUAAGAAUCUGAAUACUGUAGUACCUGGGUCCCACUGUUUAAUCCCAGUUCACCUCAUUCCUAAAAUAUUCCCACUCUGCAGCUUCACUUUUAGGAGAGAAAAAAACAGCUUGAGCACACUUUUAUGGGCCAAGGUGAUUCAACUGGCAAGCCAGUCUGACGUGGUGCCAUUUUGUCCCUGUGGAGACUCCAGUCCACCCUCCUAGAAUGCAUGUGCUUUUCAAAGACAAGAAAUGCUGGAUUAGGACAGGGGAGCCACUUGGAUUAGGGCAAACUUGUCUUUUAGAGUAAAGCCAGCUAAGCAACAGCAAGGGCAGCGUUUUCUGAAUUGCCUAGUGUAUAAUAAGUACACGUGUUUGUUUUGUUUUUAAAUCAUUUUGAUACAACACUAAAUAAGUGAGUCUUUGGUGUCCUCAGGUGCCUUUUUAAUCAAAUGUUUAGCUUUGUAUAUGAGAAAAGCAACAAGAUGUCUCUCCAAAUAAAACAAAACAGCUUUGAAGAAAGUCCAGUUGUGAAUAAUCUUGUGCCCAGUGGAAGGCUCUAUUUGUGCACACCGGCUCCAGCUCUUUUGCUUGAGGGGUGUCUUUCCUUUUGUUCCAUAUCCUCUCCCUUCCCUUUUCCCUCUCUCGUUCCCCUCCAGAGGGGCUAUGGCUUCCGCACUGAAUGAUGGGCAGCUCUCCCCGGCUCCAAAUUUGUUCUCUCAAGAGGUAUAGUGUGAGGCGAUUGCUGGGAAGACUCCUGGGCCCCAGAUUUGACUUCAGCGGGUGAUUGAAGGGGCAGGUUUGCAAGUAUGUUGCUCACCAUUGUUUCCUUCUCCUUGACCAGGCCGAGCACAAACGCUCUCCUGGCCACGACUGUGACAUCGGGGUCAUUGCAGAGCUGUGCCGUAAGUGCUCCUGGUCAUCACCUUCGAGCUAAGGCUCUAGCUUGGACUGGUCACUGCACCCAAAGCGCAGAUGUGGAGGAUACACCUGGCCCAUCCCCUGAGGAACUCCGGGUUACUGGGGGAUGAUUCUUCUGGAUGAUUGUGGACCAUGCCAACCUCUCCUGGAUGGCACCCAUUAGUGCCUCCCAGACAAAGUCUAACCCACACUACUUCACCUAUGACAACCCCUCAGGGUACUGCUGCUCUAGAAAGCUAUGGUGCAGCUCAGGAGAUUGAACCCUUUGAGUCUUUGUGUUGGUUAACGUUCCUUUUUCGGUGCUCCAAACUGGGGAGGGGAGAGGCAGGGAAAGAGAUCCUGUUUUGAAAAACAGUCAAAAAUAUCUAAACCAAAUAUCCCAGAGGGUUCUUCCAAAGCCUUUUUGACAUGCGAUAACUACCCACAGUUCACUGGACAGGAAGUGACUACUCAGUGAUUGGAGCCUUGGUCUUGGGUGAAGCUCUUCUCACUUCACAGUGGCAGAUUGCUAAGGGAGCCACCGGAAAACAACUUGAAUUUCUUUGGAAGUCAAAAGUAGAGGUGGAGAACAUGGACUAAACCACUGCCUGUCGUGCACUUUGACUGCUCUUUUAAGCCAUACGGACAUUGCUUUAAUUAAUGGACUGAAAAAAUUAAUUGUUUGAAAUGUCUGGGGCUGAUAUGAGGAAGGUUUAGUGACAUUGACCUGACAGGUUUUAUUGGGGGCGGGGGUGAUGCUCAUGAUAUUUCUUGUACUAUUUUUAGACAACUUUUUUGUAUAGAAUUGUUUAUAUAAUGUAGUUGCCUUGGCAGGUGAUGAUUCUGGGAAUUCUAGUGCCUGCACUGGUCUGUUGCUGUUGGAGAGCCAAGACCACCAUCCGGAAGUAGUUUGGGAACCGGGGGAAUCAGCUGUAGUGAUUAGGGAUUAGACCCGAGAUAGAAUAGAGCUUCCCAGAGCAGGUGGGAGAUGGAAAAACAACACCUUCUGAACUCUCAUCUUCUGAAAAGACAGAGCGGGAAUGGACUGUCAAACGAAAGGAAAAUAAAUGUUGGCUUUCAUUCAAUAUUCACAGAGACACAAAGAAAAAAAGAAGAAAUAGAUUUUCUCCCACCACCAGUCUGACAUGCUAAAGAAUCUUAUGUCAAUGGCCUAGUGAGUUGACAGUAGGAUGUUGUCUCCCAAAUAAAGCCCUCAGUGAGAUUCUUUCAGAUCUGUUGACAUUAGCAAAGUCAUCUAGCAGAACACUGUUUUGUUCUUUCAGCGUUCUUUUCCUAAAUGUCUUUUUAAAAGCAUAUUUAAUGUCAUGCAUCAAAAGACCAUAAAAUGGUGGCCAGUGGAAGCAGAGAGUCCUCGUAACAAUCUAAGAAAAUGGACUGAGACAGACAAGCCACCUGGGAAGAUGGGACCCUCUGUGGGUCACAUUUUUUAAUGCUCUGCUGGAACUUGGUAAUGCCUGAACCAUUAUAUGGUUUUGCGAGAUGACUUGUACCAUGGAUCUUUGGUGGUUCUUUUUAUUCUUAAUCCACACUUCAGUACUCUUUCCCCUCAUUUAACAGUCCAUAUAUUUAAACAGACAGAGAAAACAGAGAAGAUUGAAGUAUUAGACUAUGACAGAAUAGACAGCUAGCCAGUAGAAUGAUGAGUUAAUGAGUUGCUCUAAUUGCCUAGGUCCAACCCUUCCUCCCCAACCCCCACUGACUCCUUUAUCCUCCUUCCAUUCAUCAAGCCUUGAAAUCAUUUGGGAAGUUAAAGAAAAAUUUACAAAGUCUUUUGUUCCCCUGCAGUGUUUCUUGUGGUUGUGCAGAACACCAGAUCUGGAUCAAAAAUGAAACAAAUCUGUAGGAAUAGAGGCUUUAGGAGUAUGUCUUUGAAUAAAAAAGGUUUUUCCUUAAAAA
Molecule: messenger RNA, 10418 nt
Organism: Ornithorhynchus anatinus (platypus)
Lineage: Eukaryota; Metazoa; Chordata; Mammalia; Monotremata; Ornithorhynchidae
Gene: SDK1
Product: sidekick cell adhesion molecule 1
Exons: 45
Coding region: 591-7031 (2146 amino acids)
Molecular function (GO): protein binding
Source: RefSeq, a predicted model, not a curated record